AUGAAGCGCAAUGAAGUCUACUAUUUUUCAAAAUUCAGAGUGACAAUGACAGACAUUAAAUACACUAAUUCCACGAAUAACCCUUAUCACAUAACGUUUACAAAGAAUACAAUUAUUCAAAAAUAUAAAGAGCCAAUCACUUUAAAUUUUACACCUGAACCAAAAAUUACCGAAUGGAAGAGCCUAAUAGAAACAAAGGAUAACAAUAUAAUCAUUAACACGUAUGCCACAAUUGAUAAAUACGAAGCUAAUGUUACAGUCUGGCCAUCUAAGAGCGAUCCGAAAAAAUCAUCAAAAAGACGAUUGUGUUCUCUCAUUGACCAUAAAAAUACUAAGAUUCAACUCAUAUCGUGGAACAAGCACGUUGACAUUGAAUUAAAACUAAAUCAAGUUUAUGGCAUAUUCAACGUGAGAUUGAACAAAGAAAACUAUUCCAAAAAUUUAAAUACAAUUGAUGAUUCCAUGUUCGUAGAGAAUCCUUCUAAUGACAUAUGUCAAAUAAUACAACUUUAUUUGCAAACUGUGAAUUCACCAUCCACAUUUGUUAAAAAAAAUUCGUUUGAUGAUAUAUACAAUGAAGAUGAAUUCAUAGAGUGCACUAACAAUGCAGAGAUUCAAUUACUAGAAAUCUUGAAUGCAGAUAAUAAACGUUUCAUUCAGAAGAUUAUUGAAGAAUGCAUAAAUAAUGCAAUUGAAUGUUAUCGUUCACAAGGCACAUCUUUCUGGUCGCCAUUUCAAACGGCUGCAGGCACAGUUACCUCUUUGUUUAAAGAAUCAACAAAUGGGAUUCGACGAUGUAGUGAGUUGGGAAUAGAAGCUGGAAAGCAGAAACGCAGCAAGGAAAUAAUGAACUGGGCAAGAAAAAAGAGACGUAUGAUACGGAGAGAAGAUUUGUUAGCGUAUCUUGCCGGAAAACCACCACCACCUAGACCACAUUCACACCGAAGCUCCCCGAAACCUCGAAUGAUGGUAUGUGGCUCACCGCCUUCACAAAGUCCAACUGCAAGUAUGGUAGUUUCUUCAACUCCUCCACCUGGUAGCGAUCCAGAUCCAGAGUUACACACGUUUCGAGAAGCUAUUGCUCUUUCUGGUUCACCAAUGUCACGACGAGCCAAUCGACAAACAGAGCUUUCGGCCUUUAUUAGUAGUGAAUUUGCACGACAUCACAAACGACCUGCAUCUCAUGAUGUUGACAUGGGCUCACCAACGCACAAGCGAACACGCUUUAUGUAACAGUGCGCUGAACAAUGUAAUGCAACAGCUACCGUAUACAAAAUGACGAGCUCAGCACUUUUUACGUUUACUCUUUGCGGAUAUCGAUUAAUUAAUUUUGAAAUCGCUAAAUUGUUUGCUAUAAGAAAUAUCAUGUUGCUCUGAGUAAAUUGGAAGCUCGUGCUUAUCAAGUAUAUUGAAGCUCUUAACGGGGUGUAUCAUCGUUAUUAUAAACCUUUUUGCUCAAAGUUCAUUUAUGAACAAGUUAGUACUUGACAUGAAUAGAGCAUUAUAAAGAAGUGAUUGUACGUAUGUUUGUUUGUGUAAAUGAGCAAGGGAGAGAAAGAGCAUAUCCGACUGGCGGCUUGAUGCCUCUGUAUUUCUCAUAAGUCCUUUAUUUUAAGAAAAAUAUAAUUAUAAAUACCGAUUGUGACUUCAUUACAAAUGUACGUUUGCUUACAUUAAUAACAUUUUAUUUUUAUUUGAUUAAUAAUAAAGCAAUCAAUUUAUUGUAUCUUUUGGUUUAAUAAUUAUGUUUAGCUUUUAAUAAGUUAAAAAAAAUAGGAACAUACAAAAUUCAAGUAUAAUAGUUUUAAGAUAUGGAAUAAAGCAAAAAUCUAGAAACUCAUUUUUAACAUACAAAAUAAUAAACGCUUUUACCUACAUAAUUCGGUUGUAGCCAAUAAUUAAGUAACUUUUUAAUUGUUGUCAACAAAGUUAUCAAAAUAUUUAAUUUUUGCAAAAGCUAGAAAAUCUAUCAUUUAUAUUGUGUUUUUAGAAUUAGAUAGCGAAAGAAAAAAAAUCACUACUGCAGAUUGUUUUUAAUGUUUCAGUAAUUUAUGCAAGAAUCAAGGUCUUCAUCAACAUAGGUUCAUGUACAAAGGCUUCGGAUAUGCUCGUUAACUGUUAAAAGUGCCGAUACUAAAAUAAUAUUCGUGUUUGUGUCAUAAAUAAAAUUUUAUAUGGACCUUGAAUUUGCAAUAUAGCUAAUCUAAUUUAAUAUAUAGAAAAAAAGGAUCAGUUUUUUUAUUUAGUUACAAAUCUUUUUAAAUCAAACUAUGUGUAGCAGAUUUAAUUCGAUGAAAAAAGCAUCUGUUAAAAAGAAUAAACUCUAAAUACACUUAUACUGUAACCAUCUUCAAAAUCUUUAUAUAAUUAUCUACUAUAUGUAGAAAAGUGUGCUGAUUUAAAUUUUUUAAAUUAAACUUAUCAAUGUAAAAUAAAA
This is a messenger RNA of Nasonia vitripennis (jewel wasp), 2437 nucleotides long. RefSeq lists its product as uncharacterized. Lineage: Eukaryota; Metazoa; Arthropoda; Insecta; Hymenoptera; Pteromalidae. Bases 1 to 1233 code for a protein of 410 amino acids. The record is from RefSeq and is a predicted model, not a curated record. The transcript has 9 exons.